AUGGCCGGCUGGAGGAAGGCGUGGCUGUCCGUGCUGGACCGGAGCGGCGGCGGCGGCGGCGGCGGGGGCAGCAGCGGCUCCCUCCAGGCGCACCUCAACGGCCUCCUCUCCCCGUCCUCCUCCUCCACCUCCCUCGCCACCGCCCACAAGCGAGGCAGCGGCGCCGGCGGUAAGCACGGCGGCGGGCCGUACGUGAGCACCAAGGCCGUGCUGGCCUGCUUCUCCGUCGUCCUGGUGAUCGCCUUCUUCUACAUCUCCGUCACCGGUCGCCCCUCCCCCGACGACUCCUUCCCCACCCCGACGGGCUCCUCGCCGGCGUCCGGCGCGCUGCUGUCGUCGAACUCGUCCACGCCGACGUCGCCGAGGAAGCCGCUUCCUACCCACCCUCCCGUUCUUCCUAACGUAAGUAGCACCGGCACGGCUCAGCGGAGCAGCGCGCGCAAUGCCACCGUGGUGUCGCCGAGUCGAGUACAGAGCAACAACUCGGAUGAUGACUGGGCGCCGGCCGAUGGCUCGGGACAGCCGGCAUUGGUGCCGGAGGAUAUGGGGAAAGCGCAGGGUCCCCUCUAUAACGCCGAAAACGCCACGAUCAGCGGAUCGGACGGGGAGCCCGUCGUCGGCAACGGCACUAAAGCGCAAGAUGUAACCGCAAUGCCGACGCCGGCGUGGCGGAGAGCGGAUGCAGCGAAUUCCACCGGAAAACCCAUCAUCGGGGGCUCUCCUGAUGAGCCCGCGGACUCCGAAGGCGCCACCGGCAACUCUACCGACACGGUUGUGCGUUCGAGUAAGGAAGAUCGAAACGCGAACGCCAGCGUCGACAAUGUACCGCCGAACUCGACGCGGCGAGCAGCGCUGCCAUCAACAGCGCCGGGUCAGCGAAAGGAGGACAGACGCAGGCGCAAGAGAGCGUCCAUGGCGAGGCACAAGCAGCGCUCGAUCAGGCGACGGAAGGAGUUCGUCCACCCGGUGCAGGAAGGAGCUGCCGCCGACAACAGCGACGGCAUUGCCACGGCAGGCGCGAACACCAGCGUUGCCAUCGGGCCAGGCAACCACCAGGUGGUGUGGACGUCCUCCGCCGACCAUAGCGACGGCGCCGGCACUGGCACCGUCACGGCAGGCGCGAACACCAGCGUUGCCGUCGGGCCAGGCAACCACCGGGUGGAGUGGACGCCUUCCGCCGACCACAGCGACGGCGUCGGCACUGGCACCGUCACGGCAGCCGCGAACACCAGCGUGUCCGUCGGGCCCGGCAACCACCGGGUGGUGUGGACGUCGGGCGUGCAGGACCUGGUGACCUUCGCCAAGUGCGAUCUGUUCAGCGGGAGGUGGGUGAGGGAGGAGAACCACGCGUUCUACCCGCCGCGGUCGUGCCCCCACAUCGACGGCGACUUCAACUGCCACAAGAACGGCCGUCAGGACACCGGCUUCCUCAACUGGAGGUGGCAACCGACCGGCUGCAACAUUCCCAGGAUGAACGCGUCUGAUUUCCUGGAGAGGCUGCGGGGCCAGAGGAUCAUAUUCGUCGGCGACUCGCUGAACCGCAACAUGUGGGAGUCUCUGGUCUGCACUCUCCGCCAUGGUGUCAGGAACAAGAAGAACGUGUACGAGAAGUCCGGGAAGAACCAGUUCAAAACCAGAGGAUUCUAUUCCUUCAAGUUCAGAGACUACAAUUGCUCUGUGGAUUUCAUAAGAUCGACAUUUCUGGUCAAAGAGACGGUCCGCGAGAGCCCAAACGGCACCGUACUCGACGAGAAGCUGAGGUUGGAUGAGCUAGAUGCAACGACUCCGGCGUACCAGACUGCCGACAUCGUCGUCGUCAACACCGGGCACUGGUGGACUCACCCAAAGUCGUCAAAAGGGCUGAACUAUUAUCAAGAAGGCAACCGUGUGCACCAUAGCCUUGAGGUGAUGGACGCAUACAUGAAAGCACUGACCACAUGGGCUAAAUGGGUCGACAAGAACAUAGACCCAACAAGAACUCAGAUCGUGUUCAGAGGACUCUCCCUAACACACUUCAGGGGAGGGCAGUGGAACUCCGGAGGGAGGUGCCACAGGGAGACCGAGCCGAUAUUCAACCAGACGUACCUCACCGAGUACCCCAAGAGGAUGAGAAUGCUGGAGAAGGUCAUGAGCAGGAUGAAGACCCCUGUGAUAUACCUCAACAUCAGCCGGCUCACCGACUACCGGAAGGACGGCCACCCGUCGGUGUACCGGGUGCGCUACGAGACGGAGGAGGAGCGGAUGGCGGCGGCGGCGACCAAGCAGGACUGCAGCCACUGGUGCCUGCCGGGCGUGCCGGACACAUGGAACGAGCUGCUGUAUGCCUCGCUGCUCCAGGCAGGCAAAGGCCCCUGGAGACUAUGA
Molecule: messenger RNA, 2364 nt
Organism: Triticum turgidum subsp. durum (durum wheat)
Lineage: Eukaryota; Viridiplantae; Streptophyta; Magnoliopsida; Poales; Poaceae
Source: the annotation of a GenBank genome assembly